Messenger RNA from Perkinsus marinus ATCC 50983, 673 nucleotides. RefSeq lists its product as hypothetical. The transcript has 6 exons. NCBI's taxonomy places the organism in Eukaryota, Perkinsozoa, Perkinsida, Perkinsidae. The coding region runs from base 19 to 639 and encodes 206 amino acids. The record is from RefSeq and is a predicted model, not a curated record.
CACUAGUGCUUUCUUCCUAUGUCUGUAACCCAGCUGGCAGUAGAUCGUUGGUGGUCAACUCACAGACCAGAAAUACCGGACCAUCUCAAGGAGCAUCUGCACAACUACUACAUCACUAGGUCUUCAGCUGGGAAGACAGUCGAGGAGUCGGCUUGGGAGUGGUUAGAAACGAUAAAUCGAGUUCACUUUGAUCGCGGUGACACGGCACCAAGCAACGGGGAGAUAGGAUAUGAUGUGCCUAGGAGGAUCGAUCGGGAAUGGAUUGAAGAGCUUCCUAUUGAGAGAGGUAUAAAUGUGGACUCGCGUCGGUCUAGUAUUGCGAAAGAUCCGGGACGAGUGUUUGAUGACAUUUUGGGGACUUCCAAGGAUUUGAAAAUAACACCGAAUGGUAAUAUACGAGCCGAUGCUUCGGGUAGUGUGCGGUUGUUGUCGCGAUUGUGUGAAACGAUGGGGAUCAACUUGAGGACGACUAAGUUUGGGAAGAACUGGCUGAAGCAUGGGGUGGUUUUCUGUCACUAUCAAAUGGGGAUGGGAGAAAUCCCGAAGGAGUCGUUGAAGGGCAGAUGGACUAUUUGGUACGACAGUGUGAAGAGUGUGAAUAUGGACACUGACCCGCCUCCUCCUCCUCCUGGGCCUUGACGAUCUUGCUAUAAUCAUAAGGGUCUGUUAUAUG